AUGUACGAGUUUGGAUGGGAACGUGUUGCCUGCCUGUGGUGGAGCCUGGUGUUGCCGCGUAUUACAGGUUGCCAAAUGGCAUUCAGCACGUGUACCAUAAUACUGACCGUAUUAUACUGUGUACACGUCCCUAGUGAACUCGUUUCUGCAAGCGUUCCUGAACGUAUUUUGCACGAAGAGAGCUGGUCCACAGACUUGCCACGCGCUCUGAGUCAUGAGGGCCAGCCCAUUUUACUGGCGGGUUUCGUUGUGAUAGGCACCCGGCACGCGCGGUCGGUCACAAGUGUACCUCCCAGGAACUCGGAGGUACCUGUUAGACGUGGCAACAAACGCAAGGCUCUGGGAAGCGCGAAUCUACGCGCGUACCGAGCGUGGCUACAUGCACGAACUUACCCUUUUUACUUAAAAGUGUCCACUCAGGAAUGGACCAUUCCUAUAAUGUACACUUACGAUUUUUUCAGAAUGGGUCGUAAGACGGCGCUGAAGAAAUUUUGA
Messenger RNA from Phytophthora sojae, 495 nucleotides. RefSeq lists its product as hypothetical. The transcript is spliced from 3 exons. The coding region runs from base 1 to 495 and encodes 164 amino acids. NCBI's taxonomy places the organism in Eukaryota, Oomycota, Peronosporomycetes, Peronosporales, Peronosporaceae. The record is from RefSeq and is a predicted model, not a curated record.